UGCUCCUCUUUCUCUCUAACCAACACCACAACCUCAAUCUCUCCGAGUUAACAACAGCUUAGGUUCCAACAAACAUAACAUCCACCUACAACAGUGAUCACAAGCAACAAAGCCACCAUCCUAUAGUAUUAGUGCGCACUAAAGCACUCUACUUUCUUCAACAACACUCCUCUCUUGCUUGUUAGAGAUGAAAGGGAAAGCAUUGGGUGCCUUUAAAUCCAAGCUUCUCAGCCCAUGCAAAAGGCUACUAUUCUUCUUCAGACUUAAACCCAAGAAGCCUGUGUUUAUAAGAGCUCUCAAGUUCCGAGCUCAUAAGUCCUCAUUACCUAAGGCCUUUCCCAAAAGACCAACUAUGUCUUCUUUGUUGCAAUCAGUGUUUCGUUCUCCAAAGAAAUCUAAGCACACAAACACAGUGCAAGGACUCAGGAGUCCCUCCAAUGUUCAUGAUACUCCACUCUUUCCUUCGCUGCCCACACCGGCUUGUGCAAAGGCUUGUGAGGUGGAGAAAAGUGAAGAAGAUUCAAGGCAAGCGGUGGAAGAUGCCUGCAGGAGUUUUGAGAACUAUUUGGUGGAGAUGAUUGUGGAAGAAGGGAAGACCAGGGACUUGAUGGAUGUGGAGGAACUUUUGUAUUGUUGGAAGAACCUUAAGUGUCCUGUCUACAUUGAUUUGGUUAGUAGAUUUUAUGGAGAGCUUUGUAAGGACUUGUUUUCUCCUGGCACUGGGGACAGUAACAGUUCCCAGUGAAGGCAUAAGGAGAGAGUGCGAGAGUAAAUAGAUAUUGAUUUUUUAAUUUUCAAUUGAGUGUUCCCACAAAAUUGGAUGUGUGCAAUCUAUAAGUGUAGUAGUUUAUAUGAAAUGAUCCAUAUUGACUUAUUUA
Molecule: messenger RNA, 878 nt
Organism: Vigna angularis (adzuki bean)
Lineage: Eukaryota; Viridiplantae; Streptophyta; Magnoliopsida; Fabales; Fabaceae
Product: transcription repressor OFP17
Exons: 1
Coding region: 188-745 (185 amino acids)
Biological process (GO): negative regulation of DNA-templated transcription
Source: RefSeq, a predicted model, not a curated record